This is a messenger RNA of Boleophthalmus pectinirostris (great blue-spotted mudskipper), 2733 nucleotides long. Its product is annotated as E3 ubiquitin-protein ligase TRIM39-like. The transcript is spliced from 2 exons. Gene Ontology annotation, molecular function: protein binding; zinc ion binding. The record is from RefSeq and is a predicted model, not a curated record. Bases 96 to 1715 code for a protein of 539 amino acids. Lineage: Eukaryota; Metazoa; Chordata; Actinopteri; Gobiiformes; Gobiidae.
GGCUUAACGCGCUGACGCUGGUUUGAAAACUGAAACUAAGAAAGAACCGGCUUGUGUUAUCUAAAGCUCUUAAAAGUGGAAGUUCUUUUUCAGACAUGGCAUCAGCCUUGAGUCUGAUAGACGAGAACAACUUCAUGUGUUCCAUUUGUCUGGAGGUCUUCACGAAGCCUGUCUCACUCCUGUGCGGACACAACUUCUGCAUGGCCUGUAUCACAAAGCAUUGGGACACCGAAGCGCCUAAAGUACCAGACUGUCCUUUCUGUAGGGAGAUCUUCCCCAUUCGACCAGUUCUCCGCGUCAACAACUUUAUUGAAGAAAUGGUGAUCAAAUUUAAAAAGUCAGCCAAAAAAAAAAGCCAAGUUAAGGUUAAGCCGAAAGGAAAUGGAGGAGUUAUGUGUACCAUGUGUGAAAAUACCCCAGCACUGAAAUCUUGUUUGAUUUGUUUUGUGUCCCUUUGUGAAACUCACUUGGAGCCCCAUCGCCGAAUUCCAAAUUUGAAAACCCACAAGCUCAUUGAACCCACUGACAAUUUGGAAGAACGCAUGUGCAAGACUCACCACCAGCCUCUCGAGAUGUUCUGCAGAGAUGAACAAAUGUUUGUAUGUGAAGAGUGCACCCGGAUGGACCACAGAAGACAUGAAACUGUAUCAAUUUUAGAGGAGGCUGACUUCAAGAAGGCUCAGCUGGACAUGGAGAAGAUCAGGAUGGACCAAUGGGUGGAGGAACGUCAGCAGAAGGUCCGUGAGAUUCAAGAGUCGAUGGAGUCAAGCAGAAACAAGGCGGCCAAGGCGGUGUCCGACAGUGAGUGCGUGAUUUUUCAUCUGUUGGAAUUAAUGAAAAAAAGCCAAGCAGAACUAGCCAUGGUGGUAAAGUCAAAGCAGAUUAAAAUUGAAACUGAGGGGAAAGAAUUUAUUAAAGAACUUGAAGAGGAAAUUGAGGAUCUAUCUAAGAAAAGCAAUGAUCUCAACUUUACAAUGUCCAAUGACCCGUUUAAAAAUCUUGAGAAUCUAAUCCCGCUGAUAGUCCCUCAACCAAAGCUCAAAGACUGGUCAGCUGUGCAAAUCAAAAAUGAGAAAUUUGAAGUAAAAGAAGCGUUAUCCAGCCUGACCGCUACAGUGACUAAAGAACUACGCAUGUUGUGUGAUCCAGAUUUGAAAACACUGAAGACGUUUGCAGCUGAUAUCUCAUUUGAUCCGGAGACAGCUCACUCGUCCCUUAUCAUUUCUGAGGAUGGUAAGGAAGCGUCCUGGAGCGAGAGACGAAGAAGUGUCCCCAGUAAUCCAACAAGAUUCACUCACGUCCUCAAUGUGUUAGCCAAGCAAGGUUUCUCCAGUGGGAAGUUCUACUAUGAAGUUCAGGUCAAAGACAAGACGCAGUGGGAUGUGGGAGUGGCCAUCGAGUCCAUCAACAGAAGUGGAGAUGUCAAGCUGAGUCCCAGGAACGGAUUCUGGACCAUGUGGUUACGGAACGGACAGUUUACAGCCAACGCCACUCCACCUGUCAGUGUCAAAGUUAGAAACAAAGUGGAGACGAUUGGAGUUUUUGUAGAUUAUGAGAAGGGGAAAGUUUCUUUUUAUGAUGCAGAUGCCAGGGUUUUGUUUUACACCUUUGAUCACUGUAACUUCAAGGAGAAGAUUUUUCCAUUCUUCAGUCCGUCUGGAAGUGAUGGGGGUAGAAAUAGAGCCCCUUUGGUCCUUGUUCCUAUUCAAAAGUGAACUUUUGUAAAAGAAUAUUGAAAUGAAGAAAAAUACCAGGCACCCAGUUAGUCAGGAAAUAUUAAAAAGCCUUUGUGGGAGGGCAGGAAACUUGUGACUUCUUCAGGGUGUGAUAAUAAAUGAGAAGUGAGGACCAGUUUGAGCUCACACACUCCAGGUGAGCAGGGUGGAGGCUUCCUUCAUUCAGUUCUUCUGAUUGGACACAAGGGGUAGUAAUUUCAUUGCUUCAGGACAGUUUGAUUGAGGGCACUAGAGGGCAGUUGUUUUAUUUUAGCAGGGACUGUUUUUACUUUGGGCGCAGAUAGUUUUAUUGAACAUUUUUGUAUACAGACACACACAGCAGGAGAAACUGAAGUCUUUAUUUAGGCAUGGGUACUCUGUGGCUUUGAGGACAUAAAUCUAAUAGGGCUCUGUUUGCUUCAGGAGCUGGAGUGGUGAGCUUCCAUAUAAUGUCCAGCCAUUGAAUAAUGUAGGUUUUUGAAAUGAAUGGCAUAUCUGUGGUCAGCCAAUCACUGAGCCUCCUUUUGUUGAGACCCAUACAAAAACACCAACAGGGUCAGUGAGGGAGUACACUUCAUGAGUUGUGUUAUAGUUAAUUAAAUAUGUUUCAUUUGUAUUAAGGUUCAUGAAAAUGAAACAGUAUCUGCAGUGUCCACAGAAUAUUGAAAAGUUGGACAUGUUACAAAUAUGGAUGCAGAAUUUUUUGUCAUUUCUGUACGAGUCUGUAUGGUUUUGCAUGUAAACAGAGGUAUUUUUAAAAAUUAAAAAUACAAUAACCAAAGUGGCUGACAGUAUUUUCAUGUUUAUGUAUUUAUUUGAACAACAAUUAAAUUUCAUUGUGGUGCAUUGUAGUGGUAAUUGACAGAGCCAAUUUGAGGAUAAGGUUUCAGACAAUUAAAACAGCAUUAAUGAUUUGUUUACAAAAGCUGUCAGUUUAAAGCACAAUAGCUUCUGUUUUCCCUGUUUGUACUGAAAAAUAAUUGCAGCUCUCAAAUGAGAUUGUAUUGAUUCAAAAUAA